AUGCAGAUUACUAAGUCGCUCAUUGCAACCACCGUUGCACUCUACACUUCCGUUGUUCUCGGAGAAACGGUUAAGAUUGCCUAUACCUCCAAUGGUGACUUUCACCAGGAGGAUAUCGAAGCAGAAAGGCUCACAAAAUUAAAGCAUCCGGGAGUCUUGACUGAUAUCCAAAACACAGCUAACUGCGUUUUGUGGAGCCAUCACCCUAACCACCCUCCCGACUAUCAGGUUAAACGGGGCACAAAUAUCAUUAUCCCGCCGAAGCAGCUUGAUUACAUCUACUGCUAUGAGCCGAACGGUGCCUGGGUCAACUACGUGUGGUAG
Molecule: messenger RNA, 324 nt
Organism: Aspergillus pseudotamarii
Lineage: Eukaryota; Fungi; Ascomycota; Eurotiomycetes; Eurotiales; Aspergillaceae
Exons: 4
Coding region: 1-324 (107 amino acids)
Source: RefSeq, a predicted model, not a curated record